GUGUUUGUGAGACUGUAUUGACUGUGUUUUUAUUGCAGAUGCGCUCCAGAAACCCACCAUUUCCCUGGAGCCAAAUUACCAGGUGUUCGUGAGAGGGGAAAUGCCUCGGAUCUCGUGUUCAGGGAAUUAUCGCGGCAGUAAAUUCUCUUUAUACCGAGACGGCGAGUCUAUCACAUCACAACGAGCUCCAGGGUAUAGCAACGCGACCACGUUCCCCCCAUCGGAGAUCAGGGCAGGAAAUCACUGGUGUCAAUAUACUGAACUCGUGGGAGGCCGAGAGCUCCCAUCACCAGAGAGCGAGCGAGUGGCAAUCACUGUGUGGGAUCCGCUCCAGAAACCCAACAUUUCUCUGAAGCCAAAUUCCCGGCAGUUUGUGAGAGGGAAAAGCGCUGAGAUCUCAUGUUCUGGCAAUUAUGUUAGCAGCAAUUUCUCUUUAUACAGAGACGGCGAGUUUAUCAUAUCACAAACAACUCCAGAGAAUAACAAGACAGCAAUGUUCACCAUAUCCGAGAUCAGUGCAGGAAACUACACCUGUAACUAUACUACUGUUAUAGACGGCCGAGAUUUCACAUCACCGGAGAGCGAGCGAUUGGGAAUCUCUGUGUCGGGAACCUGGACCGGGAUGCACACUGCAGUACUGGCUGCGGGAAUUGUCACUGCGUUAGCGAUCAUUGUGUUUAUACUGGGAUUCUGUCUGUACAAGAGACGUAAACAGAAGAGUCCAAUGGCCGUACCCGCAGGAGGCGACCCCCAAAGCAGCACCGACACAUGUGAGUGAUAUCUUCCCC
Messenger RNA from Callorhinchus milii (elephant shark), 788 nucleotides. RefSeq lists its product as uncharacterized. The transcript has 5 exons. NCBI's taxonomy places the organism in Eukaryota, Metazoa, Chordata, Chondrichthyes, Chimaeriformes, Callorhinchidae. The record is from RefSeq and is a predicted model, not a curated record. The coding region runs from base 101 to 778 and encodes 225 amino acids.